GCAUAUGUAGUAAACAGGAAACACGUGAAAUGAAUGACAAAAACGUUUCCGGGUGGUAGCUCGAUGACUUAGAUGCUCAGUAUAACUGUUGCACAUCUCAUUACCGACUAGCAUAUAUAACCUCGGCUGUCACUGGGCGUGUAUUAUUGCGCGAUACAAACUUGUGGGUUGAUCGAUCUCUGCUGUAGGUCUUCAUACAUUGGAGAUGCAAGACAACCAACGGACAACUAACAAUUCCAAAAAAAUGAAUGCUGGCCAAUUACAGACGAGUUUCACAGAUGAGGUAAUUGAGAAGGUACUCCUUGAACCAUAUGAUUACAUCUGCCAGAUUCCAGGCAAGAAGAUCAGGACCAAGCUGGCUGCUGCCCUCAACUACUGGCUGAAGAUCCCAGAAGACAAGCUUCUGCAGAUUGGAGAAGUCAUACAGAUGCUGCACAAUGCCAGUCUACUAAUAGACGAUAUUGAAGAUAAUUCCAAGUUGAGGAGAGGAAUACCAGUGGCUCACAGUAUAUACGGAAUACCACAGACAAUCAACACAGCCAACUAUGUGUACUUCCUAGCGCUGUCCAAACUCCACAGUCUCGGACAUCCAGAGGUCAAUACAGUAUUUACAGAACAGCUGCUGGAGCUUCAUCGUGGGCAGGGGAUGGACAUCUACUGGAGAGACACAGUGCUUUGUCCAACAGAGGAGGAUUACAAGACCAUGGUUAUACGCAAGACCGGUGGAUUGUUUGGUCUAGCAGUUCGACUUAUGCAACUAUUUAGUGACAACAAAAGUGACUUUAAACCUUUGUUAGAUGUGCUAGGAUUAUACUUCCAGAUCCGAGACGACUACGCCAACUUAUCUUCUAAAGAGUAUGAAGCCAACAAGAGCUACUGUGAAGACCUGACAGAGGGCAAGUUCUCCUUCCCUCUCAUCCAUGCCAUCAGGUCCAGCCCGGACAACAACCAGAUCAUCAACAUUUUACGACAAAGAACAACAGACAAUGACUUGAAGAAGUACUGUGUGGACUACAUGAUGAAGAUCGGGUCCUUCGACUACACUAAACAGACGCUGGUCAGCCUGGAGCAGAGAGCCCUGGAACUGAUUGAGGAACAUGGUGGAAACCCUACACUGUCAAGUCUAGUGGGAGAGCUGAAGAAAGUAUACACCGAGGAGUCAUAGUACACGAUAGAGACUCACUGAAACCUCAUCUCUGAUGCAGGCCGAGCGGAAGGCCAAGUCUGUGAUGGAUGACAUCGUGUGCUCAAGUUGUGGCAAAUGGGAUGAUGUAAUGAUGAUUGCAAGUGCUGACAGGGUGAAAGUGAACAAAUGGAUGUCACCUAUUGGUGACUGCCGUUCAUCUGCAGUUUGUGGCAGUGUCUUUGUUGUUUGUGUACAGGCUUGACUCUCAAGCCUCACCAAAGGGGUCCAAACUAUGUGUGACAAUAAAAACCACUAACGAAUGUGUCCGACAGUGUGAACUAAUCUCAACAAUAUGAACUAGUUGGAAGCCCUAUUUUUGUCUUAGGUCACUGUCAUUGCAUAAAAAUACCAACUCAAAAAGUAUUCACAGAAGGGAAAUAACACUGGCGUCCAUCUUCAAGUUAGGUUCUUAAAUGCAAAGUAGCUCAUAGAGGUUAUAGCAUUUCCCUGGCUUUGCUCUCUGUGAUGAGGUUGGUCAUUUCAUCAUUAGAUUACUAAAUUGUAGGGUCAUUUUAUCACUCUACAGGGGUCACUGAUUAGGAAUACACAUCUCUCUUAAUGGUAUACAUGUAUUUUAUUCAGCUGGAAGUCGAAUCAUAAGUCCUGGUUUGUGUUGUAGUUGUGAAUGCAAGACUAAAUGUAUCAUUGUGGCCGCGAUAGAUGCUGGUCGUGAGAUGUGAUUGUUCGAUGUUCCAGGAGUGGUUCAGCCAAAUACUCAAUGCAUUGUUUUCUGUUAUGCAGUUUUACCAUCGACUUUGCCUUCUUUUUGUCCAUUUUUCCUUUGAAGCAGAGCAUUUCUGUGCAUUGAUUAAAGUCUCAUGUGGA
This is a messenger RNA of Haliotis rubra (blacklip abalone), 2011 nucleotides long. Its product is annotated as geranylgeranyl pyrophosphate synthase-like. The transcript has 12 exons. Lineage: Eukaryota; Metazoa; Mollusca; Gastropoda; Lepetellida; Haliotidae. Gene Ontology annotation, molecular function: prenyltransferase activity. Gene Ontology annotation, biological process: isoprenoid biosynthetic process. The coding region runs from base 206 to 1165 and encodes 319 amino acids. The record is from RefSeq and is a predicted model, not a curated record.